Molecule: messenger RNA, 1506 nt
Organism: Auanema sp. JU1783
Lineage: Eukaryota; Metazoa; Nematoda; Chromadorea; Rhabditida; Rhabditidae
Source: the annotation of a GenBank genome assembly
AUGACAAAAAGUCUCAUUGGGAGUUCUAUUAUUUUACUUUUUAUCUUAUUCACUCUUAAUUUAUUAGUAUCAGCUUCGGAAGAUGAAGAAAGGCUUAUGGUUGAUGUAUUCCGAGGUUACAACUCCUUAAUUCAACCGGUUCGUAAUAUAAGUGAGACUCCUAUCAUAGUAAAAAUAGCUUUGCAACUUGUCCUCCUAAUCAAUGUGGACGAGAAAGAUCAGGUUAUGCAUACAAAUGUGUGGUUGACUUUGAAAUGGCACGAUUUCCAAAUGAGAUGGAACCCUGUUAAUUAUGGGGAAAUCCGUCAAAUUCGAGUAUCACCCGAUAAAGUUUGGUUACCUGAUAUAGUGUUAUUCAAUAAUGCUGAUGGAAAUUAUGAAGUUUCUUUCAUGUGCAAUGUUGUUAUUAAUAAUAUAGGAGAGAUGUUGUGGGUACCUCCAGCCAUCUAUAAAAGCUCCUGCAUCAUCGAUGUUGAAUUUUUCCCUUUUGAUGAGCAAGUUUGUACACUUGUUUUCGGUUCGUGGACGUAUAAUGAAAAUGAGAUCAAGUUAGAGUUUGAACAAGCUGAAUGGGUUGAUCUCUCCGAGUAUUCACCAUCUUCCAUAUGGGAUUUGAUGGACGCUCCAGCAAGUUUAGUGAAUAAGAGAAGUCGAAUUGAAUUCCAAGUGCGGAUAAGAAGGAAAACCUUAUUCUACACUGUCGUGCUCAUCAUUCCAACUGUUUUGAUGGCUUUCUUGAGUAUGGCAGUCUUCUUCCUCCCUACAGAUUCAGGCGAGAAAAUGACGUUGACCAUAUCCGUUCUGCUCUCUAUUGUAGUGUUUCUGCUCUUAGUUUCGAAAAUUCUUCCUCCUACAUCAAGCACAAUACCUCUGAUGGCAAAAUAUUUGUUGCUGACAUUCGUACUGAAUGUGAUUACUAUUCUUGUAACUGUGAUUAUCAUUAAUGUCUAUUUCCGAGGCCCUACAACUCAUCGUAUGCCUCAAUGGGUUCGCACAAUGUUUUUAGAUUGUAUGCCCAAAAUCAUGUGUAUGCAACGUCCAAAAUCAGCUUCUCGCAAGUUAUUACAAGCUCAAGCUAAAAAAGCAAUCGCUCAGCUGCCAGGUUUGGGACAGUUCUCACUUAAUCCAGCAGCUCAUCAUCCGUAUUGUCCAUCCGCCGAUGAUGCAACUACCAAUGUUAGAGCAAUGCAUUCUCCAUCAGAAAUAGAAAAAAAUCCUGCUACUGCUUGCUUCUAUCCUCUGUCACCAGAUGCUUUAAGAGCGAUUGAUGCUAUAGAAUACAUCACUGAUCAUUUGAAACAGGAUGAAGAAUAUAAAAUGUUCCGCGAUGAUUGGAAAUAUGUAGCAAUGAUAAUCGAUCGAUUACUACUUUAUGUGUUUUUUGGAAUAACUGUUGGUGGAACGUGUGGAAUUCUAUUUAGUGCUCCAUAUGUAUUUCAAGGCGUGGAUCAACGGGAAGUUUUACAAAAGCUGAUAGAUCUUUAUAAACACAAAGGAGCUUCUUGA